This is a messenger RNA of Folsomia candida, 2022 nucleotides long. RefSeq lists its product as uncharacterized. The record is from RefSeq and is a predicted model, not a curated record. The coding region runs from base 180 to 1439 and encodes 419 amino acids. The transcript has 3 exons. Lineage: Eukaryota; Metazoa; Arthropoda; Collembola; Entomobryomorpha; Isotomidae.
CUUACAUACGUGAAGUGUAAUUUAAUAGCGUUUCCUCACCUGGACUGAAAUCAUCUGGUUUUUUCAUACGUAGUACUUUUCACAUUCAUAUAGUGCUCUUCUCUUCUUCUUAAUUAUUACGUAGAUCGGAAUUCUCUUUUCCCAGUGGACAAGAAACCUGAAAAGAAAUUAUUGCAAAAAUGGAUUUGGACAGCAGUCAUCCAAACAAAGAGAAUCCUCAUCAAGCCGUUAUACUUCCUCAGAUUGUGGCGAACAUUGUCACCUUCCUUCCAAAAUCCGACCUCAUCUCGUGCACAUUGAUCAACUCCACGUGGGAAGACGAAGCCAGACUACCUCUCCUCUUCCUAUCCCAGUUUAUCCUCGACGCACAGAAUAUCGCCCACCACGAGGAAAUUUCUACCGUUCGGGGAAACUCUGCCAGAAACAUUGUGGUCUCCGAAUUCCCCAAUUUAUCUCGGGAAGGCCCCUGUGGAAAUUUUUUUUCUACCCAUGGCCACAAAGUGAAACGAUUGGAGACUCGAUUACUCCAACCAGAUGUCAAAUGGUCCCAAUUUUUUGAAAUCUUGUCAAACACAUUCCCCAAUCUGACCGCGGUCACGUUAUUUAUCGACCAUACCACACCGAACUAUACCGAAUUCCCCCCAAAAAUAGCGGUCUUCUCGAAGGUUAAACAACUAGCAAUCUACAUGCCCUCAAACUUCAUGGACGAGGAUAGAAUUCGUCAAUCCGUGGUGGAAUCCUUUCUCAAUUUCGCCCCCACGCUGACCUCCUUGACCUUGAUCAACAUCCCGUUAGUUGGCCCAAUCCGAGAAAACACUGUAAAGCUGACCCGGCUAGAAAUCGGGCAUGACUUCAUCUACAACCUUUUGCCACCAAGUAUAACCGCCAUGCUGAAAAUGUCAUCUGCAACGCUGGUAAAUCUGAGAUUCAGCCGGGUAUCAAAUAUUGAGCCUUCCGUGGUACGAAAUUACGAACAAUUACUCAUAUUGUUCCCAAUCUUGCCGAAAUUGCGGGUUUUUGAACUUGUGCACAAUGAUUUCUCGACCCGGCUUGGCGGGACAAUGGUCACACGUGCCAUAAAUCUAACAUUUGAAAAUGGUAGUGCAGUAACGAAGUUACCUUAUGCCGAGCAGUUCCCUGUUCUGGAAACCUUACGGGUUUUGAAGGGGGUCUCUUCUCAAAAUGACAAAUUGACGGAGCAACAAUUUUUUGAGGCGAGCGUGUCGUUUUUGUACAAUUCGUUCCUCCAUCCGAGCAAUACGCCGUGUUUAAGUUUGAGAGAUUUGGCCAUUCCGGACCCAGAGGGAGAGGAAAUUUUUAAGUUUUUUAACGUUUUGGAAUGUGUGUGCGAAAAGGGGUUUUAUCACGGGGAGUGUUUUGUGUUGAAGGACCCCUCAGAAGUUUUGGAACGAGCUGUGUUUCCAAAUUGGACACAUUAAUUUGUAGAAAAAGGAUGAGGGGGUAGUGAACGUGAAGGAGCGGGCGCAGAUUUAAGGGAAAAGCUUUGAUUUCAUUUUUUGGACGUGAGGGAUCUGUUAGAAAGGUCGCAAAUUGUUAAAUGUCGUCGAGAAUUUACAUAAUUAUUUUCUAAACAAAUAUAUGAACUUUUAAUGAUAAUGAGAAUUUGCAUGACAUGAUAAAUAUUAAAUUUUGUAUGGGUUUGAGACUGGAGACCGGUAGGGAAAUUUGAACUGGCUCCAGUCUGCCUGCUGAUAAUUGAGUUUUGUUCACAUUUUUAUCUUUUACAAUUUGUAUUUUUCUAAAGUUUUGACCUCUCCUCUCCUCCUCUUUAAAUUAAAUUAAAUUUCAAGGUGUUCUUUUGUGAUUGGUCGAGAGGAGAAGAGGAGGAAGUGCUUUGUAAAGUUAGCGUCGCUUUUUCGUGUGAUAUUCGUGCACAAUUGUGAAAAUUAAGACAGUGUCCCUCCAGCUACGAGAAUAACAGCACGAUUUCUCCACUCGUCUCUCUAACACUCAAAAUUUGUAAUUGGCUUUUGUGUGUAAAAUAAAAUGACACCAACCCAG